This is a messenger RNA of Penicillium concentricum, 897 nucleotides long. Its product is annotated as DUF3716 domain-containing protein. Lineage: Eukaryota; Fungi; Ascomycota; Eurotiomycetes; Eurotiales; Aspergillaceae. Bases 1 to 897 code for a protein of 298 amino acids. The record is from RefSeq and is a predicted model, not a curated record. The transcript has 2 exons.
AUGGGCCUCUUCGAUGAAGACCCCGAUCCCAAUGCAGUCGAUCCCACACUUCCCACUGCCACUUCUGCUGCCAAAAGCCCAGCUCCGGGUCAAAGCCCCGAGAUUCGACGGAAUGCAAGUGACAUCGAAAUCCCCGCUAUCACCUGGGGCACCGCAGAGAAGCCUCCAGGCGCCCUUGCCGCUCACAUCAAGCGCCUCGACUACAGUGUAGCCCACUCAGGCGACAGUGGCCGGCUUACGUCCGAAGCCCUUGCAUUUAUGAGCCUGAUGCCGGCGCAACGUGAUCUCGUCCUUCGCCCGAACGUGUCAUGGAUGCGUGUCAUAUUAGAACGCACUCUUAACAGCAGGAUUGAGAACAUCGAGUCCGCGCUUCUGCAAGUUGUGGGCCUUCGUGCAGAGCACCCAUGUGUCCCCUGCCAGCGGGGUUAUGGCCCAUGGAGCUUAUGUGUGGUUCUAGAAGGCAAGCCAGACUUCACUGCAUGCGCUACAUGCCACUUUCGGGGAAACGACAGCAGGUGCACUCAUUACCAGCCACCCCCGGACAGAACAGAAAGCCCGCGCCAAGGGCAUACAGCAAGCCACCGAACCACCGAAAUCAACAUUAGCCGUAACAGAACCAGACGAGAGAUCGAAGUCCUACGUCAGGCCACUGGGGGCAACACGGCAGCCGACGAGACUCGCCAAAGAAUUGCAGUGGUAGCCGAGGGCUUAAAGCUUCAGUGUCAACAACUAUCCCAUAUUCGCGCCCACAUCGAGUUGCUUCAACAGCAUAACCGGGAGCUCCAGAGUUUGUGCCGCAACGUUCAACGGCUCCAGCGAGAGGAGGCCGUGGCUGCUGCUGCUGCUAUCUUCACCGACGCGCGCGGCCGCCAUAGCCGUGGCCACCGCCGUCGCUGA